This is a messenger RNA of Pyrus x bretschneideri (Chinese white pear), 682 nucleotides long. Its product is annotated as late embryogenesis abundant protein 1-like. Lineage: Eukaryota; Viridiplantae; Streptophyta; Magnoliopsida; Rosales; Rosaceae. Bases 92 to 361 code for a protein of 89 amino acids. The record is from RefSeq and is a predicted model, not a curated record. The transcript is spliced from 3 exons.
GUUUUCCAAUCCCAGUUUUACAUCAAUCAAGAAAACGUUUACAUCAUUAAGAAAACCACAAGUAUUCUCAUUAAUAAAUUUUUGAGAGAAAAUGUCCAGCAUGCAGCAACCAUUCAAUGCAGGCCAAUCCCAAGGCCAGGGCCAGGCUAAGGCAGAAGAGUGGAUGCGGUCCACACAGGAAACAGCACAUGAAGCUAGGAACGCAACAGCUGAUGCAGCUCAGUCAGCCAAGGAGUCUGCUCAGCAUGGAAAUGACCAAAGUGCUGGAUUUCUUCAGCAGACUGGAGAGCAAGUGAUGAACAUGGCACACGGUGCUAUGGACAGCGUGAAGAACACACUUGGAAUGAAUGAAAAGAAAUGAAGAAGAUAUAUACCAGUAGCAGCCACAUCUUCCUAUAACGAUUUGUGAAGAUGUGUGGUAUCAACUAAUUAGCAUCUACAUACGUACUUCGAUGGAUAUAGGGUUUUGUUAAUUGGGAGCAUUUCUUGCUCUUAAUUCCUUAUCGUUAGGGAGACUCAAUUUAAUUUGUCUGUCAGUGUCAGACAGAGAAGUCUUUGAAAGGAAGCUCAUGUCAUUAGUUGGAAUAAACUCUACAGAUAUAUUCUUUAGUUUGUUUUCCAUUUUUCUUCCACAUUACAGCAAUCAAUGUAAUAAAAGCUUAACAAGUAAUGCAAUAUGCCA